Messenger RNA from Pocillopora meandrina, 2104 nucleotides. The record is from the annotation of a GenBank genome assembly. NCBI's taxonomy places the organism in Eukaryota, Metazoa, Cnidaria, Anthozoa, Scleractinia, Pocilloporidae.
AUGUACAUACUUUUCAAUGAGCAAUUUUUGUUAUCAUGCCUUUCAGACGUGUGCGGACGUCAUGUGAAAUAUACUGCUGUCAUUAAGGGCUAUGCUCUUUAUGGUCACGUGAUUCAGAACCUUACGCUUCCGGUUGAUAUACAAGACCCCUGCAGGACUCAGUGUGUUAUGGAAAGUCGCUGCGUAGCAAUCAAUAUCGGUCCACACUUAGGCGAUCACAUUAUAUGUGAACUAAGUGAUUCAGACGGAACUGAAUACCCCCAAGAUCUCAAGCCUCGGAAUGAUUUUAUUUACAUUGGUACUGAGGUAAGAGAGUGGGUAAAACAAAGACGGGAUUUUGAAUUUUAUUAUUUUUUUUUUUUUUUAAGAACGAAUUUUUUUGUUUCCCCAAUAAGAACCGAUGCAGUAAUAACCCAUGCCUUAACAAUGGGACUUGCCUUAAUGGGUAUACCAAGAAAGGCUACAUUUGUCUCUGUGGAUCUCUCUACAGUGGAGAACACUGUGAAACAGGUAACACAUACAUUAAUGUUGGAUAUACCAGAAAUAUAAGAUUAUUCAGCACAGUCGAAUAUACCAAAUUUAUUUCAUUUGUUUGAAUUGACUGGCUGAAUAGCUUGUUAAGCGACCAAACAACGAUUGAAUGAUAGUCGUUUCGAGAAGUUACGUUACAUUACGUCACACCACCUUUGUUACAUUACGUAAUAUUAUUUUAUAUUACGUUGCUUCGUUUGGUUUGGGUUUGUUUUGUUUUGUUUUGUUUCUCUUGCUUGCUUGCUUUUUUGUGUGUUUUACUUUUUGUUUUGGUUUUAUUUUUGUUAAAAAAAUAAAAAUAAAAAUGAAACAUGUCAUUCACAUGCUGUGUAGAAUUUUACAUAGCUGAACAUCUUGUGGAGUGGAACUCCAGCGAAUGGACGCUGAUAAUAAAGAUGGACGGUAAUAAGGUACAAACUUGCUUUCAAAUGUUUAUUUUUCGUCUAUUUAUCUAGCUGUCAAUGAAUGAUAUCUGUUCAAAUAUUCAUUCUCAUGUAUCCAUUCAUUUAUCUACACGUAAUAAGUUGAGUAUCUCUUUAUUUCUUUUGCGAAGAAAAUAAACUGAGAAAUUGCUUAUCAUUGUGUCCCCAUCUUUCCUCAUAUUUUGGCUCAGAAAUAUACAAUGUUCCUUUCGUCGUUUUUCGACACCCUACGUCAGAAGGAUCUCAAUAUAUUCGCGAAUUAUAUAUAUUGUUUUAAAACAGCAGAGAAAAGGAUUUUGGAUUCAGAUAAAAAUACACGUGUUACACAUGUUUAUGAGUAUAUCAAAUCGUGAAAUAAUAUACUCAAACAUUCAGUAAAAUUGAUUUCUUGCUUUUUUAUUUAAGUGAUCAGCCAUGAAGGUUGUUCUUUCCAUUAAGAUAUGCGAAAAACUAACUUUUUUGAGGAAAACUGACUUGAUUUCCCCGUCUUUUUCUUUUUUUAAGUUCUACAAAAGUCAAAGGAUGUUAGUUAUUUGAUAAAAGACUGACUAACUUGGAUAUGUUGUGAGCCGUAUUCUGAGUUGAAGUGAUAUUAACUACCGUUCAUUUGUUUUUCCUGGAUGCUCUGGCCCUAGGACACGUUUUCCUAUGAUUCCAUUCUGUGGACCAAUAAGGAUACUUUUAACCUUCCCGGAGGAAAAACUGGGCUCGACACACAAGAAACUAAGCUACCAACUUACUGGGAGAAACCUUUCUCUAAGAUCUGCCUUGGUAUGAGGAUCGGAAGUCACACCAAUUUCAUAGUCAUUCAUAUGGAGGCAACUUCCCUUUAUUCACUAAUCGCUGACGGGCAGUAUCGUGCCAUCUCGCUUGGUCGUGAUAAAUGGAAGUCGUUGAUUGGUGCAAACGCAUCCCUGCAGCUUAACUGCAACAAAGAGGGCUUCAACUCACAGGGCUAUCCUCAUAACUCGAAAGCAAGGAUUGGUAUUAUUGGUAACGACCAAUCUGAUUGUAGAAGCACUGAUUCCAGAAUCGGUUUUGGUACAGGAGGCAACCCUGACAAAUCCAUCACGUGUGGUAACGUGGCUGGUUAUACAGCAGAUAAUGGAAGAAGAUAUAUUAAGGCAAUGGGAUAUAUCAUGGUACAGUGA